AUGGUGGCGUUCAGCGUCUACAAGUCGUCCAAGUACCUCUUCGACUGCGUGGCUGCGGCCCACGCGGCGCGGGCACAGCCGUAUCCGGCGGUGGAUUUGAACGCGUUGGAGGCGCUUGGACUCAACUCGGUGGAUGUGGUCAAGCGCAUGGACUACGCAGAAGUGGACAAGCUCGUUAAAUGCUGCCCACAACAUCCUCCGCAGACGAUCGUCGUGCCGGCGACGCAUGGUGACAUUACCCCGUUCCAGGAGUUCGCCAAGUACCUGAAAGCUCGACAGCGGUGCUCGCAGAUGGACGUCUGUUGA
Molecule: messenger RNA, 306 nt
Organism: Phytophthora sojae
Lineage: Eukaryota; Oomycota; Peronosporomycetes; Peronosporales; Peronosporaceae
Exons: 4
Coding region: 1-306 (101 amino acids)
Source: RefSeq, a predicted model, not a curated record